AUGGAAGUUGAUCAAACAAAUGAGCCUCCCCGAUCUUUUAUAGCAGAGAGGAUAAUCCAGUUCAAGAGGUAUGUUAGAGGCAAGAAAGUGCUGAAGUACUCUUUGUUCGCGCUGGGAACAUUUGCAUCGGUUGCCAUCAUUGUCAUGUACUACAUAUACUACGCAAUGGAUCCAUCAGUUAGUGAAGAUAAAGAAUUUGCAAAGGACAGCCAAAUGGCGCACAAAGAGAAAGGCAAAAAGAAGGCAUCUACCGCCCGCAUCACAGCAGACAGCUCUGAGAGAAGAGAAGAUGCACACACUGCAGAAGAACCAUCUAAUGCUCUCAGCAAUAAAAAUUCUUCAUUGGCUCCAGAGGCAGACCCUCUAGUGGUGAAAAAAGAUGAAAAAACAUUUUACUCUGCUGCUAAAAGUGAUCCAAAGAUCUUGGCUACUGAGAUAGGAAAAGAAACAACAGUUGAAGAGAUAGCGAGUGUCUACAGCAACUCAAUACUCGCAAAGGACAAGAUGUGCAAUGAUAACUUGUGCGGGCGGUGCAGAGGAUGCAUGUUCUACGACGACUUAGAGCUGUACGACCAGCUAGUCAGUGCUGCAAAGGUAUACCCUAGCACAGUGCUCUAUGACACCACAGGCGCACUCACAGAUUUCGUCGAUGAAAUUGACAACUUGUACUCCAAUUUGUGCGAAGACUACAUGAAGCAUCUGGCAGAAGAGCUUGCUAAUAACAGAAUACUGCACAUUCACCUGAGGUUUACCUCGCCAUCGAAUCAGAUCUCAAACAAAGCUCCUCUUGUCUGCAGCAUAUUCACGGAGGGAGUUGAUGGCUGCACAGCCCAUCGGUUCAGACUGCAGAACAUACUGAAGGUAAACUCGAGAACAUUUAUGGAAAUAUUUGAGUCAUCUUUCAAAUACAAAGGAUACAACCUGCGCGCAUCACUCAAAGAGAUAUGCCGAUCAAUAGGAUCGCUCAAGUCAGGGGAGAGCACAGAAGCAACAUUUACAAUGUCACACGCUGGGAUCGUAGAUGCGUCUUCUUUGCCGUCAGACGGAAAAAUAAGAAAAGUUCCAGUGAAGCUGACGAGUGAGCAGGAGAAGUGCCUGAAGAAGCUCAAAGAAGUUGAGUACUGCAUAGAGUACUACGACAUGAACAAGAAAAAACAGGUGGAGACAGUUGAAAAGUACAAAUUUGCACACGUUGUUUCCUUAUUUGGAGAGCCUAAAAAAUCAGUUAAGAAAUCCGAUCUUUUCAUCGCGUUCUCUCCAACGCCCAGCAGAGAGCUGGAAGGGUUCUUUGACGGAGCAAUAGGAUUCUUCAGAAACCUCGUCCAGCUGCCCGACAGAGAAAAGAAGGACAGAAAUGAGAAUAAGUACUACGGGUCAGAGGAAGUGUAUGGAGUGAGCUUGCUCUCGUCAAUAUCCAGCUGGAAGUACGGCAAAACCCCAAUCCACAUAAAAGUAGUGGCAAAAGAAGAGAUGAUUGAGUCAGUUAAAAUAUGCGGAACAACGGUGAAGAGACCGUGCACCAUAGAAGAAGCACUCAACGUGUUCUCUCUUUUUGACCAGGCAGUUAUACUGAGUAACACAGCCAGCGCAGAGUUUGUGCAGACGGCAAAGGACAUGCUUACUCUGCUGAACUACAAAAAAAACAAGGACAGCGUGGUCAUAAACAUCCAGCAAAAUGGAAAAUCCAUCGCAGGAGAAAUACUUAUGCGAGACUCUAGGAAGAAUCUUGUGCAUGAAAGACAGUAUCUUUUUUCUCUGCCAAGCUGCCUGGAAAAAGCGCUCUCCACGAACACAAAGGAGCCGUGGCUCUGUACAUUUAUGCAGGCUUUUGCAUUUGCAGUCUGCGAGUCAAAGCCAAGCACUUCGAACAGUCUCAAAGAGGUAAUCACGCAAAAACAUUUCUUGGGGUCAGCUACCGCCCAAAGCGCGGAUAAGACCGUUUCUGAAGAUAGCUUGGAUGCGCUUGAUGAGCUGUACCGGUAUCUUUCUGAUAAAAAUGGAAAGGCCGUUAAGUACGUCAUUUUGCUUGUUGGUGACAGCCUUUUCUUAAAACUUUCCAGGGAGAACGAGUUGCAAAUAGACACGACAUACUACAGCUACAAAAACAAAGACAUUGUAGCGUCAUUACGCGGUGCUUUUAAGUCAAACUUGGCAUUUGGAAUAUUCAACAAAAAAGAUCUCGUUGCGUGGUCUGGGGUGAAGGUCGCAUACAACCUCUACAGAGAGUCACUCGACAGUGUCUCAUGGAACGUGGUAGACUAUGCGUACUACAGACUGUACUUGGCAGCUAGACCUCUCUUCAACAUUAUAAAAAGAGGAAAUCUUAUGGAUGUAAAGCUGUCCUCUGAGAGCGCCAGCCUAGAGGAGAACUUCUUCGAGCGGCUAACAAGUCUGGGGAGAUUCAGCACAGUUUCUCUUUGCCAUCCCAUUCUGCCUAUUAUUCUGGACAGCAAAAAAGGGACUUCUCUGAAUUUCCAAAUAGAGAUGGUAGAGAAAAACAUAAAAGCGAGUGCGGGAGAAACAUCGUGCAAGAUUGACAUAAAGUGCGGGACUUUUAAAGAAACAGUUGAGCUGGACUUUGUGGAGCUUGGGAAAACUACGGAUAGCACAAAUAAAGAAGAGGCAGCGAUCAGACAGAUCUUUACCCGAAUACUGAACCUUCCCAAAGUCAGCAAAGACUCAGAGACCGACCCCAAGGUAUUCAUGGACGUGCAUCUUGAAACACUGCCGCACAGCCCUUUCCUCCGCGUUGUAGUCCGCGAGAAGCAAACAACGCCCAACGAAAAAGCCACUUUAAAUCCCAUCUACAAAAUCAAUCUCAACUUGGACAAAGUAAAAGAGACAGCAAAGAGCAUGGUUAAAGAAGCUGGAGAUAUCACAAAUGCAGAUCUUCCUGUACUGACUAACGGAAAUAUUGGUGUGCUAUUGGCUCUACUAGCUUAG
This is a messenger RNA of Nematocida minor, 2943 nucleotides long. RefSeq lists its product as uncharacterized. The transcript has a single exon. Bases 1 to 2943 code for a protein of 980 amino acids. Lineage: Eukaryota; Fungi; Microsporidia. The record is from RefSeq and is a predicted model, not a curated record.